Amoebophrya sp. A120 is the source of this 1502-nucleotide messenger RNA. The record is from the annotation of a GenBank genome assembly. NCBI's taxonomy places the organism in Eukaryota, Dinophyceae, Syndiniales, Amoebophryaceae.
GCAGGCACGACGAGAACAGUUUUGAUUUUGAUUUUACAACGUCGUUCUUGUUCCACCAGAAGAUGACUAUGAAAUAGACACAGGCAUCAAAUAGAUACCGUGAGCAUGAUUGUGAACCUUGCAUGCAAAUGCUUCACUUCUGCAGUGCUACUGCUACAGAAAGACAGAGUAACAACGUGAUGACGAUGAGCGGCCGGGAAAAAACCAUUGGCGACCUGGUCGUUGAAAUACGACGGCGAAACAAAUUUGAUCCAAACGCGCACAAACAGACGGGGAGGACGGAGACCGGUUCCAGUUGUAACGUAGGCAGUUCUGCUCUCAACAUGAGCCAGCCUUUUCCACCUACAUUUAUUGGCUCGACGGUCGAAGUUGUGCACCUCUGUGCUAACCCGUUGGUGCAGAGUGCGAUUGCAUCUGUGAACACUGCGGCGUUGAUAGGAGGACAGCCGCACGAAAAAGCACCUCACGGGGAACAAAAGGAUGAAGUGUCUUCACAAGGAGCAACCACAAGCAGCAGCAACAAGAAACUAGGCUCGCCGUCUCAUCUUGACGUGGUUCCGUUGCCACAACUGGAGGAAAACAAAGAAAGAAGGCAGUUGGCGGAGCUGUUCCGCUAUUCCCUGAAAAUUAACCAUGAUCCCCGUCCACUUUUCGCAUGACAGGCACAGACUCUGCUUACAUGUUGUUUUGCGUGACAAAUUGGAUGGGGGUUGCUAAUUUUCAGAGAAUAUCCCAAACGCGCAAACGUGCACCGAGAGCCAUUUCGAUCGGCUGACAGAGGAAACGCUGGAGACGCAGGUGGUAACGAAGAAGAGCUCAACAUCUCGCGGCACCGGAGAGGGCGUGGGUCGCAAAAAUAAAACGAACGCGCAAGAAGAUAUUGAUUUCAUUUGGUGUGAAGGGGGCAGCACUUCUCCUACUUCCGCCAGUUUCAUCAACGCGCAUGAUCAACUAUCCGCACCACGACACGACAAUGCUCGUACAACAGGAGCACACCGAGCUCCGAUCUCUGCGUAUGGGCAGGGGAACAGCGUCGGGUUGGAAAUCGUCAUCCUGUCCUGUCACGCGACAUCGAAGGGCGAGCUGCUUCUAGAAGGUCCUAGGGGGCCGGCUGUUGAUGUGGCUGUUCCCUUCCGCGUGACCAUGCAAAGCUUGCAGAAACUUGUCAGCAACCACAAGCAGAUGGAACCAUGCAGCAGUUCUGGUGAGCGUGAGCAAAAACCUGUAGAAGCCCCAGCGGGUGGAGGUCUGAAGCACCAGGAUGAUCUUCAUGUGGUGAAACAAGGUUUUGGAGGUCGUUCUCCCAGUUCAUCUUCGCCGCGUCUCCUCAUUCUGCCAGCGUGUCAGUCCCGACUCAUCGGCGAGCACUUUCUUUCCUGUUUCGACUUUGUAGUCUGUAUCGAACAGGACAAAAGCGUGACCGACGAUGCGGCGCUGUUCUUCACUGUUGCCUUCCUAGGAGCCGCGCUAAAUGUGGACGAGCAGGAUGCGUCGUACCUUAA